Molecule: messenger RNA, 483 nt
Organism: Drechmeria coniospora
Lineage: Eukaryota; Fungi; Ascomycota; Sordariomycetes; Hypocreales; Ophiocordycipitaceae
Product: thioesterase family protein
Exons: 3
Coding region: 1-483 (160 amino acids)
Cellular component (GO): mitochondrion
Molecular function (GO): fatty acyl-CoA hydrolase activity
Source: RefSeq, a predicted model, not a curated record
AUGCCGCCGCGUUCGUCUUCAUCAACAGAGCGCAAGGCCCGCUCCAGACGGGACUACCCCUACAUUCUAGACUAUCGGACGAGAUGGAAUGACAACGACAUGUACGACCACAUGAAUAACUCCAUCUACAACUUUCUCUUCGACUCGGCCGUCAACGCCUACCUGGUCGAGCACUGCGGCCUACACCCCCCCAGCUCCUCGCAGCAUCCGCUUGUGGCCCAUACAGCGACCGACUACUUCUCGGCAGUCGCAUACCCAGCCGUCGCCGAGGUGGGCGUCCGCGUCACGAAGCUGGGCCGCUCCAGCGUCACGUACGAGGUCGCCGUCUUCGAGCAGGGCAUCGACCGGGUCAAAGCCGUCGGCGAUUUCGUCCACGUUUUUGUCGACCGGGCCACGGGCCGACCACCCAGGGACGGCAUGGCUGUGGAGCUGCGCCGAGGCUUGGAGAAACUAUGCAUUACUGGCGAGCAGAGCAAGCUGUGA